AUGCGGGCCGGGACGGAUAAGACCAAGGUUGGGCUCAGGGAUCGGAUUGCUUGCUUCCAGUGGACUUGGUUCACCAUGACCAUGGCUACGGGGGGAAUUGCAAAUGUGCUGCAUUCGAUACCGUACAAGUCGCAAUGGCUGACCGGCGUCGGGCUCGCCUUCUUCUUCCUCAACCUUUGUCUAUUCGUGAUGAACUGCAUCUGCAUCACGCUCCGGUUCCGCUGGCGCCCGGGCAGUCUGGUAGAGUCGUUUACAGACCAGCGCGAGAGCUUGUUAGCCACCAUCCUCAUCACGAUAACCCAAUACGGCACGCCGCACGUCGGCCCCUGGCUGCUGAGCGUGGUCGAGGCGCUCUUCUGGCUGUAUGUCGGCGUGAGCAUCCUCAUCAGCGCCAGUUUAUACCUGACUCUGUGGUCAACCCAAGUCUUCCCAAUCCACACCAUGACCCCCGUCUGGGUCUUCCCCGCCUACCCUCUCCUCCUCACGGCCCCCUUCGGCGGCAACCUGAUCGCAGCGGCCCACAACACGGGCCGGCUGGGGCGGAUCAACGCCGUGCCCGUCACGCUGGCCGCCGUCACCGUGCAGGGCACGGGCUACCUGAUCAGCUUCAUGGUGUGCGCCGCCUUUCUCUACCGGCUCAUGACCCAGAAGCUGCCGCGCGACCACCAGCGCCCCGGCGUCUUCAUCAGCGUCGGCCCGAGCGGUUUCACCUGCGCCGGCCUCGUGCAGCUGGGCAGCCUGUCCGCCGCCGUGUUCGCCGAUGCCGAUGCCGACUACGACUACUUCAUGGGCUCCGAGCAGCAGCAUGCCGUGCAUAUCCUCCGCCUGCUGGCCUACAUGACCGGCCUGUGGCUGUGGGGGCUGAGUGUCUGGUUCUUUCUGGUGUCGGUCGGGUCGCUGUGGAAAUACCUCCGUCCGGAGGGGAAGGGCAAGCUGAGGUUCCAGAUGACGUGGUUCUCGUUUGUGUUUCCCAAUACCGCGCUGGUGACGGCGACCGAGGUACUAGGCACCGCAUUCGAUAGCCCGGGGCUCAAGAUCUUCGGCUGCGUCCUGACCGUGUUUCUGGUGUUGGUGUGGCUGUUGGUGUUUACCAAGAUGCUACGGUGUCUGUGGUCGAGAGAGCUGUGA
Molecule: messenger RNA, 1128 nt
Organism: Chaetomium strumarium
Lineage: Eukaryota; Fungi; Ascomycota; Sordariomycetes; Sordariales; Chaetomiaceae
Product: voltage-dependent anion channel
Exons: 6
Coding region: 1-1128 (375 amino acids)
Biological process (GO): malate transmembrane transport
Cellular component (GO): membrane
Molecular function (GO): malate transmembrane transporter activity
Source: RefSeq, a predicted model, not a curated record